This is a messenger RNA of Trichoderma breve, 3582 nucleotides long. RefSeq names its product WD domain, g-beta repeat domain-containing protein. Gene Ontology annotation, molecular function: protein binding. Gene Ontology annotation, biological process: negative regulation of transcription by RNA polymerase II. Bases 1 to 3582 code for a protein of 1193 amino acids. NCBI's taxonomy places the organism in Eukaryota, Fungi, Ascomycota, Sordariomycetes, Hypocreales, Hypocreaceae. The transcript has 8 exons. The record is from RefSeq and is a predicted model, not a curated record. Gene Ontology annotation, cellular component: nucleus; transcription repressor complex.
AUGACUAUGACAGAUCAAGAGCGCGCACAUGAUAGAAUGAAUAUCUCGGACAACGUCUUUAGAGACAAUACUCGGAUUCGGCAAGGUGACAGCGCUAGGUUCCAACUUAACGGUCCUGGGAGUAUUCAGAAUAACAAUACAGGCAGCCAAAUAUCUGCUGUUGGCUCCAAUGCAUCGGUGAAUUUUCAUUACAAUCGAGGCAGUACCAACAAACAUCAAUGCCUCGUAGACCUGCGCUCCACAAACCCCCGCGACGACAAGGCUCGCAUCGAACAUAGCAAAGGGCAUCUUCUACCAGGCUCGUACCAAUGGGUGCUCGAGAAUGCCGCUUACCAACAAUGGCGCCGCACUGAAAACACCCAGGUGCUGUGGAUCAAAGGUGAUCCUGGCAAGGGCAAGACGAUGCUGCUCUGCGGAAUCAUUGACGAAUUGACAGCCUUAGAACACUCUACCAAUCAACAACCUGGCAUGCUAGUAUCUUACUUCUUCUGCGAGGCAGCUGACGCACGUAGCAAUGACGCUACAUCUGUGCUUCGAGGGCUCAUCUACCUCCUUGCUGACAAGCAGCCGUCUCUCAUCAGGCGAAUACAAAAGAAGCAUGACCACGCUGGAAAAGCACUCUUUGAAGAUACAAACGCCUGGUUUGCCGUUUCUGGAACCUUCACAGAGAUUUUACAAGACUUACAGUCAAAGGAUACUUAUUUGAUCAUUGACGCGCUGGACGAAUCAUCAUCUUCAUCUCACGUCAAGUGGAUUAUCUCAAGCCGCAAUCAGCCUCAGAUUGAACGGAGAAUAAAGUCUGACCAGCACUGGGUUACGCUGAGUCUCGAGCAAAAUGCGGAACACGUAUCUCGGUCUGUUGAUGAGUAUAUUAAGCUGCGUGUUGCUGAUUUGGCAUCAAUCGCCGAAGACGAGGCCCUUCAAAGUGAAGUUAGGAAUAUCAUGCGACAAAAAGCUCACGGUACCUUUUUGUGGGUUUCGCUUGUUAUUGGAGAGCUUGAUGCAGCUUCGAGCUGGGAGAUCCAGAAACAUAAGCCGUGGAUAGUGGAAAAGUGCUGGCUCCUGCUUUCCACCGCCGCUGUGGCCUAUCGACCGCUUCAACUAGAUGAAUUAGCCCUUUUGGCCGGCGUCCAGGAUAGAGAUUCAGACAAACUUCAGUUCAGCACGGAAGCUGUUGAACCUCAGUUCAUCACUGAAGUUGUUAAACUCUGUGGCUCCUUUCUCACAAUUUUGAACGGAGACGCAUAUCGGAAUAUCUUUCCUUUCGGAAUCAAUUACACGCAUCAUGCUAUCUUCUGGAAAUCUAUCCAAAUUAUGUGUCGUGUUCUUAGACGAGAUAUAUACGGCUUGGUCAAUCCUGCAUUUCCAAUUGAUAAGGUCCAGGAACGUAGCCUAGAUCCUUUAGUUGGUGUUUACUACUCGUGUGUUUAUUGGGUGGAUCAUCUAGAAGAGGCAGAGCAAACAAUGCAACAACGUGGCGACGCCGAACCUUCCGAUGACCUAAUAGUAUACAUUUUCUUGAAGAAUCUUUUUUUAUACUGGCUAGAAGCUCUCAGCCUCAGGAGAAGCAUAUCAAGCGGCGUCUUAGCAGUAGCGAAAUUGGAGCAGCUUCUUUCCACAUAUUCUUCGGCCCUGAUAUUCAGCCCAACGCGAUGUUUAAUACGACAAUACUUUCGGCAUGAACAACCUCCGUGGAUAACCAUUCUUGAAGGUCACACUAGUUCGAUUAAUGCGGUAUCUUUCUCUCCCGAUUGUCAACGACUAGCAUCUGCAUCCGAUGACUUUGCGGUGCUUCUUUGGGAUGCGAAUACUGGUGCGUUACUGAAAUCCCUUACAGCGCACACAAGUAAAGUCUUAUCAGUGGCCUUCUCCCUAAAUGGUGAAAGGUUGGCAUCAGGCUGUCACGAUGGCAGAGUAUGCCUUUGGGACGUUGAUACUGGUGCGAUGGUCUGGAAUGCUAAAAAACACGACAAUCCGGUUCUCUCAGUAAUAUUCUCAUCUGAUCAUGGACAUGUAACAUCGGCGUCUGUGGGUGGUUUGAUAUGGUCUUGGGACGUGAGGACGGGUGCGCUACUAUCGGCCUUCGUUGAGACGACGAAUGUUACAGUAAUAGCCUUUGCGCCUAACGGGAAAUGGGUAGCGACAGUAUUUGAGGAGAGUGGGAAAAUGCUUGUAAAUCUUUGGGACGUUCGUAAUGGGAUGCUGUUACGAACCUUCAAAGGUAGCAAUUGUCGCGUCUGGUCAAUAAUCUUCUCGCCGGAUGGCGAACAACUGGCACUAACAACAUAUGACGCCGCAGCACCGUCUGGGAGACGGGAUUCGGUACACGUUCAUUAUAUUUGGAGACUUUCUGAACGGGCUCUUGAGAAACACAAAAUCAUCAACGGGGACUUUGGUAGAGUGUGGUCAGCAGCCUUCUCGCCUGAUUGUAAAACGCUGGCAGCAGGAUGCGGUGACGGCAUGGUGCGGCUAUGGGAUCCGACCACGGGAAUGUUGAUACGGUCUUUGAAGGGAAAUACGAACCAAGUGAAUUCAGUGGUAUUCUCAUCUAACGGCCAAAAACUAGCAUCUGCCUCAUACGACGGCAUGCUUCGGCUCUGGGAUGUACAUGCGGCAGUGCCAAAACAGGCUCUUGUUCAAAGAAGCCGAGUCACUCUGAUGGCGUUUUCGCCAGAUUAUCGACAGCUGGUAUCAGCGUCGUACAGCAAAACCUUGCUGCUCUGGGAUACCAGCUCGGGCUGGGUGCAGCACGAGCUCAAGGAUCUAAAGAGCCGAGUCUGCUCAGUAGCCUUCUCUUCUAAUAGCAAGGUGCUUGCGGCAGGAUUUUGCGAUGGCACAGUGUGGCUUUGGGAUACACAAACAGCUGAGCGGCUGAUGGUCCUUGACAGCAACAUAAAUUACGUGGCAUUUUCUCCGGAUGGUCGACUGUUGGCCUCAGCCCUAUAUGAGGGUACCCUUCUGCUCUGGGAUAGAAGCACAGGUGCAGUGAGAAAUAUACUCAAAGGCCACACGGGUAAAGUUAACUCAGUUGUUUUCUCAUCUGAUAGCCGGAAACUCGCGUCGGCAUCCGAUGACAGUGUAGUGCUGGUCUGGAAUGUAGCUUCCGGCGGGUUACUCUUGACUCUCCAAGGCAAUACAGAUCGGCUCUUGUCAGUAGCGUUCUCGCCUGACAACCAAAGACUUCUAGCAAAUUCCCACAAUGGUAUGCUCUGGCACUGGGAUGUAGCAACGGGUAUGCUAUUGAAGACGUACGCAAUGGAACCAACACCUCACCUAUCCUUUCUAAACGAAUCAACUAUCAUCACCGACAGGACCAUCACCUCUCUAGAUGACUUGUCUCAUCGCUCAGAGGCCGGUGGGGGUUUUGAGAAUCACGACGACUCUAAAGCCGUGGGAUGGACUUUAAGCGAGGACAGAUGCUGGGUCCAUUGCAAUGGCCGGAGCGUCCUUUGGCUGCCACCAGAAUAUCGUCCUGUGAGAUCAGCAGUGGCUACACAGAAACUUGCUAUUGGCUGCUCCUCAGGGAAUGUGUUGGUUCUAGGCUUUACAUCGGGCGUAUACGAGUGGAAUUCUCGUGAUUAG